UUGUGGUGCAGUGAUUUGUUGAUUUUUACAGCCCCUUUCCAUCUUCUGCAUGAGAAAUAAUAUUUUUAUUUUUAUUUUUCCGCCCGGAUACUUGCACAAAUGUGCAACCCGAUUCUCAUCCGCUUUCAGCUUUUGAUUUCGAUCACAUUUGCUUUUGUUUUUCAUCAGACUUGUUUUUCAGACAGGUUCAUGUUUCCUCCUUUUGUGUGUGCUGGGGAUUGGCUGGAGCAUUCGGCAGACUGAGGAUAUGCUGCAAAGGCUGAGGACCCUCCUGCAUAACCGUAGGCCCAGGUCUGGUGAACAAGGACGAAGCAGCAAAAGAAAAGAAGAGGGUGCCACAGUUCCCGUGGCUGCUUACCCUAAGAGCUGGCACUUCCUAGCCUGCUGCAGAAAAGCAAGACACCACCAGGAACCUGAACAGCAGCAGAGUUCUGGCAUCAGCACUCCACCAGCCCCUCCCAGAACCAAGUGGUAUCAUCUGUCCAGGAAGAGGGAGGCUGUCGCUGUCGAGGAUGGGAGAGAUGCACAGAAACACAGGAAAAGCUCCAGAGGACUUGAAAACCAGUCUGGAGAUUCAUUAGUCAGCAGUCUGCACUGCUCCCCUUUCUCCGCCACCUCCUACCAGUCUGAGCUGGAGGACUGGAAAGUGGAUGAGGAUCUCAUGGAAAUCAUACACAGGCAUAUGGAGGACAGAGAGGAGGUACAAAACCCCACAUCCCAGAGAGCCAGCAAUCAGGAUGAGGAUGUCCAUUUCCUCGCGGUCCUCUGUGCUUGCUGCAAGGCUGCAUAUAAGAGCGGCCAGGAGACUCUGGAUCUCCCCUACACCAAAGGAGAAUUGAUAAAGGAAAUCGUGGUGGUGAUGGAGAAGUCCCCUGUGCAGUCUGGGCCUACCCUUCUCCUGCUUUAUGCCAUGGCUGCCGUCUCCUGCCUCAGCAAAAUCAAGCCUCCAACUGACCCAGAGCUAUAGUCUGCGAUCCUGCGCUUCGCUGUUCGCGGGGUCAUAACAGUGCAAGCAGGACAUGUCCACAAACAGGUACAUUCUUAUGGAAUUCAUCAAACACACCUCCUGGAGCCAUGAUUGUUAAUUCCCUGAGAUACCUUCUAUCUUCAGGGGUGCAGUGGGCAAACAAAGCAGAGGAGGUGAUUCACGGGUGCUGACACAGUCUCUUUCCACCUCCU
Messenger RNA from Hemicordylus capensis (graceful crag lizard), 1179 nucleotides. RefSeq lists its product as uncharacterized. The transcript is spliced from 6 exons. The record is from RefSeq and is a predicted model, not a curated record. Bases 248 to 967 code for a protein of 239 amino acids. Lineage: Eukaryota; Metazoa; Chordata; Lepidosauria; Squamata; Cordylidae.